This is a messenger RNA of Ilex paraguariensis (yerba mate), 945 nucleotides long. Lineage: Eukaryota; Viridiplantae; Streptophyta; Magnoliopsida; Aquifoliales; Aquifoliaceae. The record is from the annotation of a GenBank genome assembly.
AUGAGUUUAGAAGUGAAGGAGGACUGUCUUGGAUGGGCAGCAAGAGAUUCAUCUGGUUUUCUCUCACCUUACAAUUUUGCAAGACAUGAAAUUGCUGGAGUUGUGAAAGAGGUUGGCUCCAAUGUCCAUCGUUUCAAAGUUGGCCAACAUGUCGGAGUUGGAACGUAUGUUAACUCAUGCAAGGAAUGUGAAAAUUGCAAUGUUGAUCGGGAAGUCCACUGCGAAAAAGGAGCAAUAUCCACAUUUAACUCUGUUGAUAAAGAUGGUACUGUCACAAAAGGCGGAUAUUCCAGCUACUAUGUUGUUCAGGAAAGGUACUGCGUCAGAAUACCUGAUGGCUACCCAUUGACCUCAGCAGCUCCACUGUUGUGUGCUGGAAUUACUGUGUACAGUCCCAUGAUGAGGCACAAGAUGAACCAACCUGGAAAAUCACUUGGUGUGAUAGGGCUUGGAGGCCUUGGUCACUCUGCUGUCAAGUUUGGGAAGGCUUUUGGAUUGAAUGUAACAGUGUUCAGCACAAGCAUGUCUAAGAAAGAGGAAGCUUUGAAUCUUCUUGGAGCUGACAUAUUUGUGGUCUCAUCAGAUGAACAACAGAUGAAGACCCUGGCAAAUUCAUUGGACUUUAUAAUUGACACAGCUUCUGGGGAUCACCCAUUUGAUCCAUACAUGGCCCUGUUGAAGACUGCUGGAACCCUUGUCUUGGUUGGUGCCCCAAGUGUCAAGCUCAGCCCCAUCAGUCUUCUUAGAGGUAUGAAAUCAAUUUCUAGGAGUGCAACAGGUGGUUUAAAAGAGAUACAAGAAAUGUUAGAUUUCUGUGCAGCUCACAAAAUAUACCCAGAGAUUGAACUGAUUUCAAUCCCAUAUAUAUAUGAAGCUCUUGAGAGGCUAGUGAAGAGAGGCGUGAAGUAUCGAUUUGCGAUUGAGAUAGAGAAAUCCUUGAAGUGA